AUGAGUUCUCGGCUUGGCUUCUCAACAUUCCACAAUGUCAUUGACGAACAGCUCUCCCCUACCGUAAAAGCACGACGAUGCACGAACCCUUCGACUCUGGAGGAUAACCCAGCUGCGCCUUUAUCGACCCAGGACGACGUAGACCGCGCCGUCGCAAAUGCAAGGAAAGCCUUUGCAACCUGGUCACAGGUACCACUCGAUGCCCGGAAGCAAGCGGUCAUUGACUUUGCCCAUGCUCUAUCGAAAGAAGUCGAUGGCUUUGCCGAGAUGCUUACUAAGGAGAAAGGCCGCCCGCUUGUGCUUGCUAAAGCUGAAGUCCAAAUCGGGGUUCAGUGGUUGAUACAACAAGCUCAGAUGGACUUUAGGGACGAGGAGGUCUGGGAAAAGAGUGACAAGACGAUCCUUACGAGAUACACCCCAUUAGGUAUUGCUGUCGGUAUCGUGCCAUGGAACUUCCCAAUUACUAUCGCAUGUGGCAAGAUUGCACCCGCCCUCAUAACUGGCAAUGUCUUUAUCAUGAAACCUUCUCCAUUCACUCCAUACUGCGCUCUCAAGCUUUGCGAGUUCGCUCAGGCUUACUUUCCGCCAGGUGUCUUUCAGUGUCUUAGCGGUGACGAUGAUCUUGGGCCAAUGCUCACCCACCAUGAAGGGGUUGACAAGAUCAGUUUUACCGGCUCCACCGAGGUGGGAAGAAGGGUGAUCAAAGCUUGUAGUGAGACCUUCAAGCGGGUCACGCUCGAACUGGGCGGCAACGAUGCGGCAAUUGUUUUUCCGGAUGUUGACAUUCCCACCACAGCCGCUGCGCUUGCACAAUUGUCAUGGUUCAACUCCGGUCAAGUCUGUGUGGCCGUCAAGCGCAUCUAUGUGCACGCAUCUAUAUACGACGAAUUUCUGAAGGCGUUUACGGCGAUCACGCAAUCUCUCGUGGUAGGCGACGGCUUUGUCGAUGGAACCACGAUCGGACCAGUAUCAAACUCGCUUCAAUACAAUCGAGUGCGCGAUUUGAUAUCAGAUGUCAUUUCUCAGGGACAGUCCGUUUCCUAUGGCGGCCGGGCGCAUGCAUCGUCCAAGGGAAACUCCAUUGGGUAUUUUAUCGAACCAGUCAUUGUGGACAACCCGCCAGACACUUCUCGCGUCGUUCAGGAGGAGCCAUUUGGCCCCGUUGUUCCUCUAAUGCAGUGGAAUACUGAAGAUGAAGUCAUUCAAAGGGCUAAUGCGACCAAGUUUGGUCUCGGAGCUUCGGUUUGGUCCGCAGACAUUUCAGUGGCCAAGCGCGUAGCGAGAAGACUAGAGGCAGGUACAGUGUGGAUCAAUAACCACAUGCAAUUGGACCCUACGGUUGCGAAUGGGCCGUACAAGCACUCUGGCCUUGGUGUCGAGUAUGGAGUUGCGGGCAUGAGAAGCUAUUGCAACGUGCAAUCGAUCCAUGUCUCAAAGCCUGAACUUGCAUGA
Messenger RNA from Pestalotiopsis fici W106-1, 1452 nucleotides. RefSeq lists its product as uncharacterized. The coding region runs from base 1 to 1452 and encodes 483 amino acids. Lineage: Eukaryota; Fungi; Ascomycota; Sordariomycetes; Amphisphaeriales; Sporocadaceae. Gene Ontology annotation, molecular function: aldehyde dehydrogenase (NAD+) activity. The transcript is spliced from 9 exons. The record is from RefSeq and is a predicted model, not a curated record.